AUAAGGCCCAGCGACGCAGCUGCGAGAGGCAGUGUUGCGACAGCGAGUGCGGAGUCCGUGCAACCAGCAGCGUAUCAGAGUCAGAAACUUGCAAAAUACGUAAUUCUGUGCGAGCGACAAGCGCCAGUGGAAUGAAAGCAAGACGCUACCAAACCGAGACUCCUGCAUGAUAAUACUGUGUGCAUGUAGAGGAGUCCUGAGAUGGCGGAGUCCAGGGGCCACUGGCUACUGCGGCGACUUCAGCAGUGGCCGGACCUCGCCAACCACACGUACACACUCGCAGCCUUCCUCGCAGCGUGCCUGCUCGUGCCCAUCGUCAUCGCUCUAUGCACUGUUGUGACCGGCGCACGGAGCUUCUGGCUGGGGCUGCUGAAGCGACGCUUCCCGAAGCUGGAGUUCGUGAGCAACGUCACAGUCCGAUCGGCCACAGACACUAUGAGGAACCAAGGCAUCAUCACCCUGCUGUUCACAGUUAGGGGGAGGGUCGAACCCACGCUCAUCAAGGAGAGACUACAGGAGGACAUACUGAGGAGACGAGACCGGAAGGGGAAGCUGACGUUCCCGCACCUGCAGACGGCGCUCACCACGCGCUGGGGAUGCUAUGCUUGGCAGAAACCGGCCUACUUCUCUCUGGACAAUCAUCUGGUUGUCGGCAGCGCUCUCUUCCGGGGCAGGGCAGUUAAUGACUGGAACAUACAGGAGUGUGUGAGCGACAUCGUGUCCAAGUACCUUCCCUCCGAGCUGCCUCCCUGGCAGAUCACCAUCAUACCCAGCACCGGCGGCCAAGAAGAGCGCUUCUACCUGCUGAUCCGCAUCCACCACCUGCUGCUAUCGGAGGAAGGCCUCUGCCUCGGUGACCUGCUGCUUCUCGGACCUGAACAACCGACCAUAUUCAAGAGACGCCUUGACGAAGACGACGAAAACCCCAGAGAUGAGGCCCCAGUCAGCAGCAGUCCGCUGACAGGGCUGUUCCCAACCCCCGUCGCUAUCCCCAGACUCUACAGCAGCAUCCGUGGUUUCAUUUCAAAGCGCUGGACCCAACUCGCAGCCGCGUACGACCCGGCAGAAAACCCAGAGAUCCUGAAGUCUCCUCCAGGAAUUCAAAUAUGCGUCAUUCUCAUCCUAAUAACGGCCGUGUCCAUCACCAAGGAGUUGCUGGCACUGGCAAGGAGAACAGACGUGUCACUGUACAGGAAGAUCUUGCGCAUAAGGUCUACAGUCGUAACCGAAGCAGGAAAACGUCAGUGUACGCCCCAGCAGCUCUGCAAGGGGAUAAUCAAUUCUCUGAGCCCUAAGCAACUGAUCCUGUCCUGUGUCAGUGGGUCCUGGCAAGUGAGUUAUAUCCUCACAGUGACGCUUCCUGUGUUUGUAAUGUCCGAGAUUCGGUUCUUGGUAUCUAGGAAAAGGAAUUACGGCAUCUCUGAAUGUAUACCAGAAACCGCAUUCAGUCAGUGGGGUUUGGUUCUAGCGGCCAUCAAGGAAUUGUUCUGUAUCUGCGCCAUCGUGUACACGGCUCCCAGAAUGUUGGUUCAGGAGCUCAUAACGUCACACCGCGGCGCGAUGCACCAACUCCAAACAGUCUCACUGUGCGGGCGCAAAGUAGUCGCAUGGUCAGAUCCGGUUCCUCUUGAAGUUAUUCGUAAAAUCAGCUUAAAUGUCAGUGCCUCGACAACUGAAAUCUUGCUGAGUUCUGUUUCUGGUGCAUUGAGGGAAUACUUCCUCCAGUUCCGCCUGCCAGUCCCAGAGUCGGUGCUCACUACAGCUAGGUACAUGCCACUGGAAGGUCUCAUGAGAUCUUCACGAAGUGCUGACGACAGUUCCGGGUCUCCAUCGGGUCGAGGGCUUCUCUGCUUGGCGCUCCCCACUUCUCCUCUUUAUGAUGAUCCCAAGGAAAGCGUUCUAGAAACCCAAAGUAUACUGAAGAAGGCUCGCCAGAGGCAGGCUGCAGUCUACCUGGCGUCUAUUUGGCAGCUCGACGGGGGUCACAUCACGAGGAUCCUGCCGACCCUGGCUGUUAGACUUGUUCUCAACCAUCUAUCGAGGAGGUACGCCGUCGCUCUGACCCAGGUUUCUCCUGAAAUAUCAGGCGAAACUCGAUACAGACUGAUCUGGGGCCAGGAGGUUGAGGAUGCCAUGUACUGGAGACCGCCACAGUCCAAUAUAAGCGUGUCCCUCACCCUGAUGACAUACGGGGAUACAGUGCGACUGGGCGUCAUGUCCGAUUCCAUGAUUGCGCCUCAGCACACCAACAUUGUAACGGGAUUCCUCGAUCAGGUGUACCAACUUGCAGCACAGACUGAAGUGCCACUAGACCGCGCCAGUUUUUCUCACGUCUACCAACCGAACAUUCCUCCAGAAGGAACCACCAACGCGCAUGGAUCACACACUUCUGGGUCUUCAGCGUCUGAAGAACUUCGGCGUUUGGCAUCAAGCUAUGUAGAUCUGAACAUUUCUACGCCUUCAGGCAACUCUGGGUCUGACAGCCCACCGUCAAGUUGUAGUUCCCAUCCCUUGAACGAAGACAACGCCUUCCCUGUCAUAGAUUAGAAACGCACGCUUCUCGCCAAUUGUAAUUUCACAUUUCCGUCCACUUCUGCCAACCGCGGCACUUGGCUUCAUGUAUCUCAGUCGGAAUAGUGGCCAGGAGAAUACGAGAGGAACAGGGGUUCGAUUUCCGGCAGUGUCCAGUUUCCAAACCGUCUCAGGAUCCCAACCAGCCUCCUGUCCCAUGCAUACCAGGGUCUCUUCUUCAGAGUAAAAAAGCCGUGGCGUGAAGCUGACAAUUCACCUCCAUCCAGUGCCGAGGUUGAGAAUGCAUGGACAUAUACUCCCUGUGCCCCACACGCGAUGAAGGCGCUGCCCAUUGGUUCCGCAGCAAGAACUGGCAUAUGGUGGUGGCAGGGCUCCAGUUCUAUGGCUCGGAGGGACUGCGUGUCUCUUCCUGCGACGCUACUUAUGCUCGUACUUUGUGUCAAAUGUGUGUUCAUAUUUCGGGCGGGGGAUGUGCGUGUAUUAAAGGAACAGAUAACUUA
Molecule: messenger RNA, 3032 nt
Organism: Cryptotermes secundus
Lineage: Eukaryota; Metazoa; Arthropoda; Insecta; Blattodea; Kalotermitidae
Exons: 6
Coding region: 202-2547 (781 amino acids)
Biological process (GO): triglyceride biosynthetic process
Cellular component (GO): plasma membrane
Molecular function (GO): long-chain-alcohol O-fatty-acyltransferase activity; diacylglycerol O-acyltransferase activity
Source: RefSeq, a predicted model, not a curated record